GUAGUUGGAACAGAUAUUGUCCAAGUCUUUACCGCUGUAGUUUGGUCUUGAUAACACUAUUUGGAUUUUGUGAGGAGCUCUGGUGCAAUCAAGCCAAGGCUGGUCGUAUCCUCGUAUAUUUGUGCUGAGUGAGGUUGUCCAUGCAAUCCUCUUGGCUCUCUCGCCUCUGUGCCUAUGCACAGUGUUGGGUGGCAGGCAGGCGGACAGGCAGCGCAGCCUGUGCCAACACAGCUGCCUAUUGAGAGGCAGCGUGAUGGACACAAUGUGAGUGACAGACUUGCUGUAUCAACAGCUCCCCCUUUUCUGCUGUUGUGGCCAGAAAUAAACCAUAAAUACCCCCCUGCCCCUGCCCUUGAAUGGCUCAACCCCACCAACGACCAAGUGGCUUUGAAAAAGGACAACCCCACUUCUUAGCAGACAGACGCAGUGGAGGAGCAAUUGGAAGAAUGUCAGAACAGCAGGGUGCCCCGGAGCAGCUGGCUGCAGGAAAGAGCCAGGGUGGAGCCGGAGCCACAUACAAGGUGGUGCUGUUUGAAUUUGAGAACUUUCAGGGAAGCAAAGCUGAGUUCUCAGCAGAGUGUCAAGAUGUACUCGAGAAAGGCCUCCAGAAGGUUGCCUCGGUGAUAGUUGAAUGUGGGCCAUGGGUGGCUUAUGAUCGUCACGGCUUCACGGGGGAACAAUUUAUCCUGGAGAAAGGCCAGUACCCUCGCUGGGACACUUGGACCAACAGUCAGAACAGCUACUCCCUCUUGUCCCUAAGGCCACUCAAGUUGGAUAGUGCUGACCACAAGAUACACUUGUUUGAGAACCCUGGCUUUACAGGUAGAAAGCUGGAAAUUAUUGACGAUGACGUUCCCAGUUUGUGGGGCCACGGUUUUCAGGAUCGCGUAGCAAGUGUCAAAGCUCUCAAUGGAACAUGGGUUGGCUACAUGUACCCAGGCUACAGGGGGCGCCAGUUUAUCUUUGAACUAGGGGAUUUCAAGCACUGGAAUGACUGGCACGCCCCCGUGCCCCAGAUCCAGUCUGUCCGACGCGUGCGGGACAUGCAGUGGCACAAGACGGGCUGCUUCUCUGCUGUAGAUCCGGCUCCAGCUCCCACUCCGGACCCUGACCCUGCUCCAGCACCACCUGUUCCUUCUACCAAAGGUGGAUCCAGCUGAGCGGGAUCCUAACCUGCCUCUCCCAAGCGCCACACAGAGCCCUGUCUCUGCCCUCACUAACCUUGACAAAUGCUGCUUAUGCCCACAGGAGUGCCAUAUAUAUUUCCGUGGCCAAUAAAAGUCGACUUGCAAUUGGUGGUUGUUAAUAAUGCUCAUGUAAUUAGUCAGAAAUGUCAUGUAAACACUGUAGAAAAGUCACUAGAGGUGAAAAAUCUUCCUGUAUGUGAAACUAUUCCAGUCUACCACUUUACCGUAGCAUAAAGAGGCCACAAUGUAUUGUUAGUGUGUGAUUAGUAUUUAGUCAUAAGCAUGGAAACUAUAUCAAAAUGUAUGUAAGCUUGCUAUUAAAAUAUAGUGCACCACA
This is a messenger RNA of Syngnathus typhle (broad-nosed pipefish), 1524 nucleotides long. RefSeq names its product beta-crystallin B3-like. Gene Ontology annotation, biological process: lens development in camera-type eye; visual perception. NCBI's taxonomy places the organism in Eukaryota, Metazoa, Chordata, Actinopteri, Syngnathiformes, Syngnathidae. The transcript has 6 exons. The record is from RefSeq and is a predicted model, not a curated record. Gene Ontology annotation, molecular function: structural constituent of eye lens. The coding region runs from base 357 to 1160 and encodes 267 amino acids.